AUGGCCGCCGUCGACCCGACAUACCCUCUCUACCCCAUUGCUUGCUUCCUAGCGGCGGCAAUGCUACUCCUUGUAAUUUUGUCAAGUUUCAUUCGGCAAAGCUGGAACCUUGGCGUCGCAUUUUUGUGGUUCUGGCUCUUUCUCGAGAACCUGGUCCAUGGCAUCAACACUAUCAUAUGGUCGGAUAACGCCGACAUCAAGCUAUACGUUUAUUGUGAUAUCGUUUCGCAUCUCACCUUGAUCACUUCAGUUGUCAAGCCUAUGGCGACCUUGAUCAUAUCGCGCCGGCUAUAUUUGAUCACUCGUCUACAGUCUGUAGAACUCCCCAACAGAGCUGCGAAACGCAAAGAACUCGCGAUAGAGUGGACACUUGGUUUUGUCAUUCCUCUCGUUGUUGCAGGACCCCUCUACUACGUAGUUCAGGACUACCGAUUUAUAGUCCAGGAGGGUUUUGGAUGUGAUAAUUCUUCCGACGGUUCAAUACUCGAAAUAUUCCUUCUCGAUUCAUGGAGUGUAAUCGCACCCCUGGUAUCCAUUGCUAUCUACUAUCCUCAUGUUGCUCGGAUCUUCUGCCGACAGAGUCGGGACAUCAACCACUUCUUACAGAGUAACGAUUCUGUGUCCCGGACAAACUACUUUCGCAUACUCGCUCUAGCCAGCAUCGAUAUUCUACUCACUUUGCCCGUCGGUAUCGCGACUAUCGUCUUGGAUGUGGAAAAUAAUUUGUCUUUCGGUCCCAUCCCAUUCUACUAUGGUUGGACCUACGAUCACACGGACUGGCAACCAGAAAGCCUAUCCUACGCAGGUAUAGUGGCGCAAGGGACUGCCGGUGUAGCACAGGACUACUUCAUUCAAUGGACAUCGCCCGUUCUCGCAUUCACCAUCUUCGCCCUCUUCGGCGUCACCUCGGAAGCCCGCGCAUCAUACUGGCGCAUCAUCUGCACCAUAGGCGGCUGGUUCGGCUGGAAACCGAUACCUCGAGCGCGCAGGGCGCGUUCACCGCUUGGAGACAUCGAGUUCGGUCCGCGACCUGCUCAGAACUCAAUGUCGCUCGGUCUCGAUUCGAAUCCGAGCUUCAUCAAUCGCAACGCACAGACGCAGGAACGUACACCGGGAGAGGUCGAGAGUGGCGCGGACAAAGAGAUCGAAGAGGUUCGUCGGUCCACCGACGGCGCAGUUAGAGACGCCGAGCAUCAGUCUGGAUAUCAGGAGACGCACCUCUCCGAAACAGACGUAGACGCCUCGAGCGCCGUGUGA
Molecule: messenger RNA, 1257 nt
Organism: Peniophora sp. CBMAI 1063
Lineage: Eukaryota; Fungi; Basidiomycota; Agaricomycetes; Russulales; Peniophoraceae
Source: the annotation of a GenBank genome assembly